AUGAAUUCUGAGUCCCACCGGAAGCUAUUGAUGAAAAUACUAAAUGAGGCUCAUGUCACUCACGACAUCACCUUGGACAAAUUUGGAGGCAUCAUAAAUAACAUCACAACCAACAAUCACCUAAGUUUCACAGAUGAUGAGCUCCCAACCGAAGGGAGAGGGCAUAAUAAAGCACUACACAUAUCAGUAAUGUGCCUCGACCAUAUAAUAUCAAGAGUCGUCAUUGACAAUGGCUCCUCGCUCAAUGUCAUAUCAAAAUCAACAUUAGCAAAACUACCUUAUGAUGGUACAUAUAUGAGACCAAGUCCCAUGGUUGUUAGAGCUUUCGACGGGAGUCGCAUAGAAGUAAUGGGGGAAAUCGAUCUCCCAGUUCAAAUAGGCUCGGUCACAUUUGAAAUCACGUUUCACGUGAUGGAUAUUGUACCCACUUAUAAUUGCUUAUUGGGAAAGCCAUGGAUCCAUUCUACCGGCGUAGUGCUGUCAACCUUACACGAAAAGCUGAAGUAUAUGGUAAAUGACCAAUUGGUAAUCGUGUCAGGAGAAGGAGACUUGUUGGUGAGUAAUUUGUCCACCACACCUUAUGUUGAGACAGCAGAAGACGCUCUAGAAACUGCCUUCCAAACACUAGAAAUCGUGGACACCGCUUAUGUCGAGACGACACCUAUAGAACCACAUAUGUCAAACACCGUUAUUAUGAUGGCUAAGUUCAUGUUGAGCAGAGGACACCAUCCAUGGCACGAGUUGGGGAAGGAUGACGAAGGGCUCAAAGAACCGGUGGAACUUCCUGAAAAUAGAGAUAAGUGGGGUUUAGGCUACAAACCCACCAGGGAUGACAAACGGAGAUUGGUCAAAGAGAAAAAAGAAAAAAGAUUAGUUCGAAUUGAAAAUCGAGAACCAAGAAUUGAAAGUAUUCCUAGUUUCCAAAGUGCAAGACCAACAAGUGAGAUCCAUAUUGCGGCAACUGAAGAUGACAUGUUUGAUGGGGAGGCUAAUUGGAUUCAUUCGUGUGGUUUAGGAGCAGAAAUCAGGAAUUGGAAAGAUAUGCCUGGAUUGGAUACUAGCAUAGUGGAGCAUAAAUUGCCCUUAAAACCCGAUUUUUCUCCGAUGAAACAAAAAUUAAGGCGAAUGAAGCCUGAUAUGUCAUUAAAAAUCAGGGAAGAAGUACAAAAACAAUUUGAUGUAGGAUUCCUCGCUGUGGCAAAUUAUCCCAAAUGGAUAGCCAAUAUUGUACCAGUGCCAAAAAGGGAUGGCAAAGUACGAAUGUGUGUCAAUUAUAGGGACCUUAAUAAAGCUAGUCCUAAAGAUGAUUUGCCAUUACCUCACAUCGAUAUUUUGGUUGAUAAUAUGGCUCUCCAUUCACUCUUUUCCUUUAUGGAUUGUUUCUCUCGGUAUAAUCAAAUUAAGAUGGCAGCUCAAGAUAUGGAAAAAACGACUUCCAUCACUCCUUGGGGAACAUUUUGUUACAAAGUAAUGCCUUUUGGUCUGAAGAAUGUUGGGGCAACCUACCAAAGAGCUAUGGUAACCCUAUUCCAUGACAUGAUACAUAAAGGGGUCGAAGUUUAUGUAGACGACAUGAUUGCUAAGUCACAAACAGAAGAAGAACAUAUUAUUGAUCUAAAGAAACUCAUCGAAAGACUUAAUAAGUUUAAGCUAAAGCUCAACCCUUUCAAAUGCACUUUUGGUGUGAGAUCGGGCAAAGUAUUGGGAUUUGUGGUUAGACAAAGAGGAAUAGAGGUUGAUCCCGAUAAGAUUUGA
This is a messenger RNA of Cicer arietinum (chickpea), 1755 nucleotides long. RefSeq lists its product as uncharacterized. The record is from RefSeq and is a predicted model, not a curated record. Lineage: Eukaryota; Viridiplantae; Streptophyta; Magnoliopsida; Fabales; Fabaceae.